GGCCGGGGUACGAUGCGUCAGCCAUGUUGGAAUGUCCAGCCCAUGAUGCAGUGCUGCAUCAAUUAAUGCAGGAGAGAGUCUGGACGUAGAAGCUGUAAAAGCGAACCUUAAACCAAAUUUGUAACUGCACAAUUAGUGGGAUUUAAACGCAGAGCCAAAGCACAGGAAAUUUAAACGGAAACGACAGGCGACAUCCCAGAAGCUCAUCAGACAGAAUAAACAUAUUUCCAGAAUUUCCUACUACACAGAAUAUGACAGUCACCUAGCACCAAGCAAAGGGAUGGCGGCUGCCUACCUGGACCCCGCCCUUAACCACACCCUGGGCCCGGGUGCGAAGUCACGCCUCAGCAUGGGGACGGACCGUCCCCCUGGGGGCCUAGACCGGGUGCUUAGGGUGUUCCACUACUUCGAGAGCAACAGCGAGCCCAGCACCUGGGCCAGUAACAUCCGCCACGGGGACGCCACCGAUGUCCGGGGCAUCAUCCAGAAGAUUUUGGACAUCCACAAGGUGAGGUAUGUGUCCUGCUUCGGGCUCCGCCUCAGCCACUUGCAGUCAGAGGAAGUCCAUUGGCUCCAUCCAGACCUAGGCGUGUCUCACGUGAGGGAGAAGUACGAGCUAAAGCGCCCUCAGGAGGAGUGGAGGUAUGAGCUGCGGAUUCGCUAUUUGCCAAAGGGAUUUCUGAGCCAGUUUGCUGAAGACAAACCAACACUGAACUACUUUUAUCAACAGGUCAGAAAUGACUUCAUGCUGGAAAUGGCGCAUCAGCUAGACCAAGACGCAGCACUUAAAGUGGGCUGCCUUGAGAUCAGGAGAUUUUUCAGAGAGAUGAGAGGGAAUGCACUGGAUAAGAAAUCAAACUAUGAAUUAUUAGAAAAAGAUGUGGGUUUGAGGCGGUUCUUUCCCAAGAGUCUGCUGGACUCGGUCAAGGCUAAGACACUACGGAAGUUGAUCCAGCAGACAUUCAAACAGUUUGCAAAUCUUGAUGAUGAGCAAAGCAUCCUCAAAUUCUUCGAAAUCCUGUCACCAAUCUACAGAUUUGGCAAGGAAUGUUUUAAAUGUGCUCUUGGGUCUAGUUGGGUUAUCUCAGUGGAGCUUGCCAUUGGUCCAGAGGAGGGGAUUAGCUACCUCACAGACAAAGGUUCAGCACCAACACACCUGGCUACCUUCAGCCAGGUACAGAGCAUCCAGUUCUCCUGCAGCGAGGACAAGGACAGGAAGGGCAUGCUGCAGCUGGAUGUGGCAGGUGCCCCAGAGCCCCUCAUGGUGACAACACCAUCACUGACCACAGCGGAAAACAUGGCUGAUUUGAUAGAUGGCUAUUGUCGCCUGGUGAACGGUGCCCCCCGGUCAUUCAUUGUCAGGACACAGAAAGAGGGAGAGAGAGCUCUGCCAUCAAUACCAAAAGUCGGAAACCACGAGAAGCGGUCAGAAGGGCUUCGGACACGGGUGUUCUCUGUCACAGAUGAAAUUAGUGGGGACGAGACAGACGACUAUGCGGAAAUCAUAGACGAGGAGGAUACGUAUACAAUGCCCUCAAAAAGCUGUGGAUUUGACCAAGCACGGGACUAUGAGAUCCAGAGGGAGAGGAUUGAGCUAGGUCGCUGUAUUGGAGAGGGGCAGUUCGGAGACGUCCACCAGGGGGUGUACUUGAGCCCGGACAAUCCCCCCCUCUCUGUAGCUGUGAAGACAUGUAAAAAUUGCACAUCUGACAGUGUUCGAGAAAAGUUCCUACAGGAAGCUUUGACCAUGAGACAGUUCGACCACCCUCACAUAGUGAAGCUGAUUGGCGUGAUCACAGAGAACCCAGUGUGGAUCAUCAUGGAACUCUGUACUCUGGGAGAGCUACGGUCUUUCUUACAAGUGAGGAAGUACAGCCUGGACUUGGCGUCGCUAAUUCUGUUUGCCUUCCAGCUGAGCACAGCACUGGCCUACCUAGAGAGCAAACGGUUUGUACACAGGGAUAUAGCAGCCAGGAACGUCCUGGUCUCCACCGCUGACAGCGUGAAGCUGGGAGACUUUGGGCUGUCUCGCUACAUGGAGGACAGCUCCUACUACAAAGCUUCCAAAGGAAAAUUGCCUAUCAAAUGGAUGGCUCCAGAAUCAAUCAAUUUCAGACGUUUUACCUCAGCCAGUGAUGUGUGGAUGUUUGGUGUGUGCAUGUGGGAGAUUCUAAUGUACGGCGUCAAGCCCUUCCAGGGGGUGAAGAAUAACGACGUCAUCGGCAGGAUCGAGAACGGAGAGCGGCUGCCCAUGCCCCACAACUGUCCCCCCACCCUCUACAGCCUCAUGACCAAAUGCUGGGCCUAUGACCCGAGCAGGAGACCCCGCUUCACCGAGCUCAAGGCCCAGCUCAGCACCAUAUUAGAAGAGGAGAAAGUCCAGCGAGAGGAACGGGCCCGAACGGAGAUGAGACGACAGGUCACUGUGUCCUGGGACCCCAGGGGAAGUGAUGAGGCCCCCCCUAAGCCCAGCAGACCUGGCUACCCCAGCCCCCGCUCCAGUGAAGGAUUCUACCCCAGCCCACAGCACUCGGGCCAGCACAAUCACUACCAGGUGUCGGGUUACCCUGGCCCCCAUGGCCUGGCUCCCGCACCCAGCGGAGCGUUCCCACCGCAGGCAUGUGUCCUGGACCCCCAUGAUGCCUGGAGCCACCAUCGGCCACAGGACGUCCCUGCAUGGUCCCACGGAGCAGAGGAGGGCGGCCCGCUGGAGCUGCGAGGGAUGGGCCAGGCACUGCCCACCCACCUGAUGGAGGAACGGCUGAUGCUGCAGCAGCAGCAGAUGGAGGAGGACCAGCGCUGGCUAGAGCAGGAAGAGCGUCUCAUGAAGCCGGAGUCCAGGAAUUCCAGGGGCAGCGGUGACCGGGAAGACGGCGUGCUCCAGGGGCCGACUGGAAACCAGCACAUAUACCAGCCCGUCACCAGACCAGAACAUGCAGCCCCCCCGAAGAAGCCCCCCCGGCCUGGGGCAGCCUGCUUGCCCCCUGUGGACAGCUACAAUGAGGGAGUAAAGCCCUGGAGGAUCCAACCCCAGGAGAUCAGUCCACCCCCUACCGCUAACCUGGAUCGCUCCAAUGACAGGGUAUAUGAGAACGUGACGGGUCUGGUGAAGGCCGUCAUUGAGAUGUCCAGUAGAAUCCAACCCGCUACCCCGGAGGAGUAUGUGCCAAUGGUGAAGGAUGUGGGGCUGGCGCUAAGGACACUGCUGGCCACUGUGGACGAGACGAUACCCACGCUGCCACCCAGCGCGCACAGAGAGGUGGAGAUGUCCCAAAAGCUGCUAAACUCUGACCUAGCGGAGCUCAUCAGCAAGAUGAAGCUGGCCCAGCAGUACGUCAUGACCAGCUUGCAGAUGGACUACAAGAAGCAGAUGCUGACCGCCGCGCACGCACUGGCUGUUGACGCCAAGAACCUGCUGGACGUAAUCGACCAGGCCCGGCUCAAAAUGAUGGGUCAGGCCCGGCCUCACUAGCCCAGGCAGUGAAGCGAGGUGGGCAGGGGGACCGAACUGUUACUCAGCAGGCCACGCCCAACGCACACGUCUGAACUGUCCACUCCUGCGUGAGGACUUCACCUCAGAAAGAUUCAGCUCCUCUGGCCUGUCACUCCCUAUUCUUGCCUCUUUGACCCCAUCUCGCCCUGAGCUGGGUUCGGCCUCAGCCACGAUCUUUGAGCAUCAGUAACGGACGCUCAUUUUUUAUUUUUUCCCGUGUUGCGCCAUACUGUGUGUUUGUGUGUGUGUGCCGAUUGGACUCUGUAUCCUGGUGGUCUAAUGCAGGUGAAAUUGAGUGACGUGCUGGGAGAUGUCCCACAGGUGGACAUCCCAAUAUCUCUGGACUACAGCAGCUGACAGCACCCAGUUACUACAGUGUGUUCUGGGAAAUCCAAAGGUUGAGAAUUCUUCCCCUUACUUAUAAAAAAAUCCUUUGUGUUUCAACGUAGCACACUCAGCAUCAGGCAGAGGAGAAUCCUAAAGACAGGACAAACUUAACUGCUCUGACAAGAAUAAAGAACUUGUAUUUUUAUACAGAACUGUUGUGCCAGUUUUAGUAGUUCAGCUAUAAAACUAAAGUGAAGGUUUUCUUGAAGCCCCAGCCCUGCUCUAGCACCGUUCAUUUCUCGCUGCUGCAGAUUUAAAUGGGACACUCUUCCCUGCCCUGCUCAUGUUCUAUGUGUAUAUGUACAGUAAGCCUCCCUCUGCUUUUGGGGAAAAAUAAUUCUCAGGAAGAAUAUGAACCUGUACAGUUCCUUGACCGAUUAAAAGGU
This is a messenger RNA of Megalops cyprinoides (Indo-Pacific tarpon), 4266 nucleotides long. Its product is annotated as focal adhesion kinase 1-like. Gene Ontology annotation, molecular function: ATP binding; protein tyrosine kinase activity. NCBI's taxonomy places the organism in Eukaryota, Metazoa, Chordata, Actinopteri, Elopiformes, Megalopidae. The transcript has 35 exons. Gene Ontology annotation, cellular component: focal adhesion; cytoskeleton. The record is from RefSeq and is a predicted model, not a curated record. Gene Ontology annotation, biological process: protein phosphorylation; signal complex assembly. The coding region runs from base 281 to 3472 and encodes 1063 amino acids.